Molecule: messenger RNA, 927 nt
Organism: Dictyostelium discoideum AX4
Lineage: Eukaryota; Evosea; Eumycetozoa; Dictyosteliales; Dictyosteliaceae
Exons: 2
Coding region: 1-927 (308 amino acids)
Cellular component (GO): extracellular region
Source: RefSeq, a predicted model, not a curated record
AUGAAAUCAUUAGCAUUAUUGUUAUCGUUAUUAAUCAAUUUUUCUAUUGGUAGUUAUAUAAAUUUCAUCCCAUAUGAUAAUUCAGAUUGCACUGGAGCAAUCAACGGGGGAGGUUGGUCUAUUUUGGAGUAUGCUUGUUUUUCAAUCGAUGUCAGAUACAAUUACCAAUUUACAACCCAUACUUUAAAUGGUGAAGGAUUUGUUCAAUGGACUCAAUUCCCAAGAGUUGUAGGAAAAACACAAUGUUUUUAUCAAGACUUACCAAUAAGUAAUGCAUCAAUUGGAUCAUGUUAUAAGAAUAACCCUCUAUCAACAUUUGAUAUCUUUCGUUCAUUACCAUCAAAUCAAUAUUAUUUAAUUUCAGUUACAAGUGAACCAUUUUACCCAACUAAUCAAGCAGGUAUGAUUGUUUUACAAUAUAUGGGUAAUGGUGAAUGUUCAAAUGAUAAUGUAGAAAUAAUGCAAUAUUUUACAAAUAACACUCAAAGUGAAGAUGGUAUAACUGGUAUUCAAAUGAAAUGGUAUUGUAAUGAUGAAAAUGAACCAUAUGAAACUCAAUGUUUUAAUGGAAAGAACUGUUUUGAUAUGCCACAACAAUACAAAUGUUCACCAACUCAUCCAUUCUUCAAUACAUCCGAUGAAAUUUCAGGUGGUACUGGUGCUGGUGAUUAUUCAGGUACUGGUUCAGGAAGUAGUAGUGGUAAUAGUGGUACUAGCGAUGGAGGUAGCAGUGGUUCUGGUUCUGGUUCUGGAAGUGGUGCAUUUAUCUCUAUCAUUGAUCAAAAUGAUAAAAAUAAUAACAAAAAUAAUAACAAAAACAAAAACAAUAAUAAUAAUAAUAAUAAUUACAACCAAUAUGAAAAAUCAACUGGAGAUGGUGGUAUAACUAAACCUCAUGAUAAUUAUAUAUCCUCAUUUUGUACUUGA